Molecule: messenger RNA, 1468 nt
Organism: Artibeus jamaicensis (Jamaican fruit-eating bat)
Lineage: Eukaryota; Metazoa; Chordata; Mammalia; Chiroptera; Phyllostomidae
Gene: DYNC2LI1
Product: dynein cytoplasmic 2 light intermediate chain 1
Exons: 13
Coding region: 107-1162 (351 amino acids)
Biological process (GO): intraciliary retrograde transport; intraciliary transport involved in cilium assembly
Cellular component (GO): cytoplasmic dynein complex; axoneme; ciliary basal body
Molecular function (GO): dynein heavy chain binding
Source: RefSeq, a predicted model, not a curated record
GCCAUGGCAACUGAAGAGCCUACAUUCCACAGACUAGGUCUGAGCUUGCGGUGUAACUCUAAACUGGCCCCUACGCGAUCUCGGACCCGGAGUCUGCAGAGCCACGAUGCCCAGUGAAACUCUCUGGGAAAUUGCAAAAGCUGAAGUGGAAAAACGGGGAAGUGAUGGAAGUGAAGGUGAUGGCGUGGAAACUGGAGAAAAAUCUGUUUUCUUCAUUGGCAGUAAAAAUGGGGGAAAGACUACUAUUAUCCUAAGGUGUCUUGACAGGGAUGAGCCACCGAAACCCACCUUGGCUCUGGAAUAUACCUACGGAAGAAGAGCAAAAGGCCAUAACACACCAAAAGAUAUUGCCCACUUUUGGGAGCUGGGUGGAGGAACCUCUUUAUUGGACUUAAUCAGCAUACCGAUCACAAGUGACACCUUGAGGACAUUCUCCAUUGUUCUUGUUUUGGACCUUUCAAAACCUAAUGACCUUUGGCCCACCAUGGAAAAUCUGAUGCAAGCCACCAAAAGCCAUGUCGACAAAGUGCUAAUGAAACUGGGAAAGACAGAUUCCAAAGCAGCUUCUGAAAUGAGACAGAAGACAUGGAGUAACAUGCAGAAGGACCAUCCAGAUCGUGAAUUAAUUGACCCAUUCCCGAUACCUCUGGUCAUAAUUGGAAGUAAAUAUGAUAUUUUUCAGGAUUUUGACUCUGAGAAGAGGAAGGUAAUAUGCAAGACGCUUCGAUUUGUUGCACAUUAUUAUGGAGCAUCAUUAAUGUUUACCAGUAAAUCAGAAGCUCUAUUACUAAAAAUACGUGGAGUUAUCAACCAGUUGGCAUUUGGCAUUGGCAAAAGCAAAUCAAUAUGUGUGGAUCAGAAUAAACCACUGUUUAUCACAGCAGGAUUGGAUUCUUUAAGUCAUAUAGGGUCUCCUCCUGUUCCUGAUAACGACAUUGGAAAGUUUCAUGCCCGUACACCAAUGGAGUUGUGGAAAAAAGUGUAUGAGAAGCUCUUUCCACCAAAGAGUACCAACACACUAAAAGAUAUCAAGGACCCUGCAAAAGACCCUCAGUAUGCUGAAAGUGAAGUUGAUGAAAUGAGAGUUCAGAAGGAUCAGGAACUGGAACAAUACAAAAGAAGUUCGUCCAAGUCUUGGAAACAAAUCGAGCUGGAUUCUUAAACCUCAUUCACGAUAGUGUAUUAUCUCUUCUUCCCCAAUACAAGUAAGAUUAUUUUAUUAAUAUUAGCUAAUUAAUAAAUUGGCUAUUUGUUAUUAGUAAAUAAUAUUAAAAAUAGCCAAUUCAUAAACUAGCUGUUGUGGUAAUAAAUGAAGAAAGUUAAGAUGUGUGAUUUGUUAAAGGAAAAGUGAAUUUCUUGUAUUAGUGGCACCUCCAGGAUAUUUACAAGUGUUUUAAAAGGGAAAAAAAUGUGUAACUAUGUGUAAUAUUUUUUUAAAUAAAAAUAAUCUUUUGCUACCUACCUCUAC